Cinclus cinclus is the source of this 2267-nucleotide messenger RNA. It is a transcript of the gene HS6ST1, whose product is annotated as heparan sulfate 6-O-sulfotransferase 1. Lineage: Eukaryota; Metazoa; Chordata; Aves; Passeriformes; Cinclidae. The transcript has 2 exons. Gene Ontology annotation, cellular component: membrane. Bases 1 to 1227 code for a protein of 408 amino acids. The record is from RefSeq and is a predicted model, not a curated record. Gene Ontology annotation, molecular function: heparan sulfate 6-sulfotransferase activity.
AUGAAGCGUGCGGGAAGGACCAUGGUUGAGAGGACCAGCAAGUUCUUGCUGAUCGUGGCCGUCUCGGUGUGCUUCAUGCUUAUCCUGUACCAGUACGUGGGGCCGGGGCUGAGCCUGGGUUCCCCCAGCGGCCGCUCCUACUCGGAGGAGCUGGACCUCUUUCCCACGCCGGACCCGCACUACGUGAAGAAGUACUACUUCCCCGUGCGGGAGCUGGAGCGGGAGCUCGCGUUCGACAUGAAGGGCGAGGACGUGAUCGUCUUUCUGCACAUCCAGAAGACCGGCGGCACCACCUUCGGCCGCCACCUGGUGCAGAACGUGCGGCUGGAGGUGCCCUGCGACUGCCGGCCCGGGCAGAAGAAAUGCACCUGCUACCGGCCGAACCGCAGGGAGACCUGGCUCUUCUCCCGCUUCUCCACGGGCUGGAGCUGCGGGCUGCACGCCGACUGGACCGAGCUCACCAACUGCGUGCCCGGGGUGCUGGACCGCCGGGAGAGCGCCGCAGCCAAGACUCCCCGAAAAUUUUACUACAUCACGCUGCUGAGAGACCCUGUAUCUCGUUAUCUCAGCGAGUGGCGUCAUGUCCAACGAGGAGCUACGUGGAAGACCUCCUUGCACAUGUGUGAUGGCAGGACACCAACUCCUGAAGAGCUGCCCUCGUGCUACGAGGGCACGGACUGGUCGGGCUGCACUCUGCAGGAGUUCAUGGAUUGUCCCUAUAAUUUGGCCAACAACCGCCAGGUGAGGAUGUUGGCCGACUUGAGCUUGGUGGGUUGCUACAACAUGUCCUUCAUCCCGGAGAACAAGCGAGCGCAGAUCCUGCUGGAGAGCGCCAAAAAAAACCUCAAAGACAUGGCCUUCUUCGGCCUGACAGAGUUCCAGAGAAAGACUCAGUACCUGUUUGAGAGGACUUUUAACCUGAAGUUCAUCCGGCCCUUCAUGCAGUACAACAGCACGCGGGCGGGCGGGGUGGAGGUGGACAACGACACCAUCCGCCGGAUCGAGGAGCUCAAUGACUUGGACAUGCAGCUCUAUGACUAUGCAAAGGACCUCUUCCAACAGCGCUACCAGUACAAACGGCAGCUGGAGAGGAUGGAGCAGAGGAUAAAGAACCGGGAGGAGAGGCUUCUCCACCGGUCCAACGAGGCGCUUCCCAAGGAAGAGACCGAAGAGCAAGGACGUUUGCCCACUGAGGACUACAUGAGCCAUAUUAUAGAGAAGUGGUAGCCUAAGCAGACUUUUAUAUUAAUGAUAUUCUAGGGUUUCCGUAUAAGAGAUCGUGGAAGUAAAAUCACAAAAAAAAAAAAAAAAAAAACCAAAAAAAACAAAACAACAAAAAAUAUUUUAUUUAAAAACAAGUCUGUAAAACAGAAGAUAGAUUGCUUCCUUAAGCAUAGGGUCUUUUUACUGUUUCUUACAAGACCGAUGAGAUUCUUAAAAAAAGAAAAAUAAAUACAUAAAAAUAAAAAAUGGUCAACAUUCUCAUGCAGAGAUAAAAAAUGCACAAAUGGAGUUACCCCACUCAUAAGGCCAAAUACAGAAGAAUGUUUCUUAUCCUCACAAUUUUAAUACAAAUGGCAGAAGUAGGAUUUUUAAAAUCUGUUAAUCCCCUGACUGUAAUGAUCUAAACAUGCAUAAUUGAAAUAAAACAAGGAAACAGAGGUUUUCUUUUAUGGGGGAGGUGGGAUGGGAAUUGCAUUGUUUGUCAAUAACUGAUAAUGGUGACUAAAUUGAGGAUGGGCCAUCCUGUCAGGCUGGGAUCUGAGUACACAGGCAGUCGCAACAUUUCAGCUGGCAGCCACUGCCAGUAAGUAGAGCACCAUUAAAAAAAAAUUAAAAAAAAAAAAAAAGAAAGAAAGAAAACCAGUCAGAGGAUGAGAAACAUUAAAGCAAAUGGACUGUGGCCUGGGAAAUGCAUCACAUAUACAUAUGCAGCUUCGUCACAAAAACGAUAGGGAAUUCAUAAUUCAUACACAAAACUCCCAAGUUUGUUUCCCAGACAGGUCCCAAAACAAGUUAAAAGCCAACCAUAGACUCAAACCUGCAUUCACAUGUUAUCCUGUCUGCUUACACCACUACCCCUCAACCCACCAUCAGUACAGUGUGUUAACAGCACAUGAAAAUCCUAUCCUACAUACUACCAAACAAAGGAAGAAAAAUUUAAAUACUCCUUCAUAAAUCUGCACAAAGUUCAGACCCUGCAAAUGAUAAGUCAUUAAUGGGAAUGCGACAAGGGGGUGAUUUUGUUUUGUUUGUUGCUAUGUGAA